AUGAAUAUUGGCAGGGAAGUAGAAUAUAUGAACAGAAAUGUCACUGGGCAUGCCACCUUAAUACAAAGGAAUAGUGAAUACAGUAAGAAAUUACUGGAUUUCUGUAGUAAUAAAGGUUUUAAAAUUGAAAACACUUUUUUUAGUCAUGGAGAUAGGAGUACUUACACAUUUGUAAGAGCUCAGCAACAAUCACAAAUCGACUUCUUCAUCUCGAAUAUUCAUCGUUGGUUUGUUGAUGUAAAGGCUCUAACUAAUAUAAACCUAUCAGAUCAUAGACUGCUUAGAGCAGUUAUUAUGAUUAAAAAUUUAUGUGGGUAUCAUAGUGGAAACAGACAAUCUUCAACUAGUUCUAGCGCUACUCCCUCGUGUAAUGGUAUAACUCGCAAACUAAAUAAAAUAAGAACAUUGGAUGAUGCAAGAUAUUUUGAUCAAGUAUUAAGUGGGAAAGAAGCCAACUACUUGAAUACAAUUAGGCUAGAAAAUGUUGAGAAAAGUUGGAAUCUUUUUAAAGAUGCUCUUGUUGAUACAUAUAAAGUCCUGCCAGAAGUAAGUCUUAUCCCAAGGAAGGAAUGGAUGGCGAAUGAUACCCUGGAGAAAAUAAACCAAAGAACAGCGAAUAGCUCUAAUAAGGAUCUAUGGAAGCUGAUACAGAGAUUACUGCGGAGAGAUAGACGAGUCUAUAGCGCGAAGAAAGCUUUUGAUAUAGACAAAGAUGUGAGAGAAAAUAGACUAUAUGAUGCAUACAAGAAAUUAAAAUAUUUCUGUAAACCUUGUAGCUUUAAGAAGAUACCCUCUAUCGUAUUAAAUAAUGGUAAAGUAAUAAUUGACCAAGAUGAACAAAUGGCGUUGUGGCUUGAUUAUUGUAUUACAGUUUUUGACGGGCGCAAAGUAACUAGACCAACUAGCUUAAAUAUAAAUAUUGCUUCACCCCAGUCUGGUUUCUCGGUAGUUGAAAUAAUGAAUGUAAUAAAGAAAUUACGAAACAAUAAAGCUCCAGGGCUCGACAACAUUACUGCGGAGUAUCUAAAGAUAGCACCGAGAACGACAUCUUCUUUCCUUCUGGCCCUCUUCAAUAAAAUAUGGGAAAGUGGAAGUACCCCAACAGAAUGGAACAAGUCCUUUUUAUGUAAUUUUUCCAAAAUUGCAAAUCCCCAGAAAUUUACUGAUUAUCGUGUGUGCGCUCUUACAUCUUGCGUGUCUAAAAUAUUUAUGGUACUUAUAAAAAAUAAAAUUGUUCAAUCGACGCCUAAUCUUUUUCCUAAACAUAUUUGUGCUUAUAGGCCAAAUAAAAAUAUACUGGAACCUAUAUUAUCUCUGAAAAUAAUAAUGCAGAAGUGUCAUAAAUACAAGAUACCCUCAUUCUACACAUUCAUUGAUUUUAGUAGAGCAUUUGACAACGUUAACCAUGUAGCUCAUUGGGGAAACGCUAGCAGAAUGUGGUAUUGA
Molecule: messenger RNA, 1446 nt
Organism: Gordionus sp. m RMFG-2023
Lineage: Eukaryota; Metazoa; Nematomorpha; Gordioida; Chordodea; Parachordodidae
Exons: 1
Coding region: 1-1446 (481 amino acids)
Source: RefSeq, a predicted model, not a curated record